Messenger RNA from Dromiciops gliroides (monito del monte), 813 nucleotides. RefSeq names its product olfactory receptor 1N1-like. Gene Ontology annotation, cellular component: membrane. The transcript is spliced from 2 exons. Gene Ontology annotation, molecular function: olfactory receptor activity; G protein-coupled receptor activity. Gene Ontology annotation, biological process: G protein-coupled receptor signaling pathway. Lineage: Eukaryota; Metazoa; Chordata; Mammalia; Microbiotheria; Microbiotheriidae. The record is from RefSeq and is a predicted model, not a curated record. Bases 1 to 813 code for a protein of 270 amino acids.
AUGGGACAUGGAAAUCAGACCAGUGUUUCUGAGUUUCUUCUCCAGGGGCUCUCCCAGUGGCCAGAACACCAACAACUCUUCUUUGGAUUGUUUCUCUGCAUGUACCUGGUUACCAUGGUAGGGAAUGUGCUCAUCUUCCUUGCCAUCAUCUCUGAAGCUCGCCUCCACACCCCUAUGUAUUUCUUCCUGGCCACUCUUUCCUUUGCUGACAUUGGUCUAUCCUCUAGUAUAGUCUUGAAGAUGCUACAUAACCUGUAUACUCAGCAUCACACCAUCUCCUAUGCAGGGUGCCUAACACAACUCUAUUUCUUUCUUUCAUUUGGGGACAUGGACAGCUUCCUGCUUGCUGUGAUGGCAUAUGAUCGCUACAUGGCCAUCUGUUACCCACUCCAUUAUACCACAGCCAUGAGUCCCCAGCUCUGCAUCCUUCUGGUGAGCAUGUGCUGGGUGAUCACUAAUCUCCAUGCUCUGUUACACACUUUGCUCAUGGCAAAAUUGUCCUUCUGUGUGGUAGGGAAAAUAUCCCACUUUUUUUGUGACAUCAGUCCCCUGUUGAAAGUGUCCUGCUCUUCCACCCAUCUAAAUGAAUUAAUGGUUUUUGUUGCAGGUGGUCCAGUUAUGACAGUUCCUUUCCUAUGCACUCUAAUCUCUUAUAUCUACAUUGUCUCUGCAAUUCUCAGGAUGCCAUCUUCAGGGGGUGGCAGGAGAAAGGCCUUCUCCACUUGUGGCUCUCACCUCUCUGUGGUCUGUAUGUUUUAUGGGCUGAUUAUGAUGAUAAAGAAUGCUAUCUUUUACAGAGAAGUGACAGAUUAA